CAUCCCGUGGGAGGUGAAUCAGAAGCUCAUUUCAUGCAUCGGUGCCCUUGGGCUCAGCUUCCGCCUGCCUGCCCUGGCUUCCCCUUCUGGCCCUGCACAGCGUCUGGGGAACGAGCCUGUCUCAGGGCAGAUCCAAGUGCCUCCCAACGCAGAGAUGCUCCCGCCGUUGCUCUUAGCCUUACUGUGGGGUGGGUCGCAGGCUGAGGACUUAAGAUUCCAGCUGCAAGUGCCGAAGGUGGUGAGGGUGCAGGAGGGCCUGUGUGUGUUUGUGUCCUGCACUGUUUUCUACCCCCCGGAUGGCUGGAUUGACUCUACCCCAGCUCACGGCUACUGGUUCAAAGAGGGGACCCACACGGGCACUGGUCUUCCAGUGGCCACAGACAAACAGGAUCGAGAGGUGCAUAUAUGGACCCAGGGCCGAUUCCAGCUCGUUGGCAAUCCCCAGGACAAGAACUGCUCCUUGCUCAUCAGAGAUGCACAGAAGGAGGACGCUGGGAUGUACUUCUUUAGGUUGGAGAGAGGCAAUUAUGUGCAAUUUAAUUUCAUGCAAAGCAAAUUCUAUCUGGAGGUGACAGACCUGACGCAGAAGCCAGACAUCUACGUCCCACAGACCCUGGAGCCUGGGCGUCAAGUGACCCUCACCUGUGUGUUUAACUGGGACUUUGAGGAAUGCCUGGCCCCUACUUUCUCCUGGAAGGGGGCUGCCCUCUCCUCCCAAGGGACCAGACUGAGAACCUCUCACUUCUCAGUGCUCACCCUCACACCAAGACCCCAGGACCACAACACCGAACUCACCUGUCGAGUGGACUUCUCCAGAAGGGGUGUGAGCACAGAGAGAACCGUCCGACUUAAUGUGGACUAUGCCCCCAAAACCGUGGUUAUCAGCACUUCCCAGGCCAAAGCAUCAGCCCUGGAGCCCCAGGCAAACACCGCCUAUCUGGAAGUUCAGAAAGGCCAGUUCCUGCUGCUGCUCUGCGCUGCUGAUAGCGAGCCCCCGGCCACACUGAGCUGGGCCCUGGAGGACAGAAUCCUCUCCUGGUCCGGCCCCUUAGGCUCCAGAACCCUGGAGCUGGUGCUGCCCGUGGUGAAGCCUGGGGACGCCGGGCGCUACACCUGCCGAGCAGAGAACAGGCUUGGCUCCCAGAACCGCGCCCUGGACCUCUCUGUGCAGUAUGCCCCAGAGAACCUGAGAGUGCUGGUCUCCCACGCAAACAGGACAGAAAGCUUCGGGAAUGGCACAUCCCUCCCAGUCCUGGAGGGCCAAAGCCUGCGUCUGCUCUGUGUCACCCAGAGCAACCCUCCAGCCGGGCUGAGCUGGGCCUGGGGGGGACAGACUCUGAGCCCCUCCCAGCCCUCAGACCCUGGAGUCCUGGAGCUGCCUCGGAUACAAACGGAGCAUGAAGGCGAAUUCAUCUGCCGAGCUCAGAACGCACUGGGCUCCCAGCACAUCUCUCUGAGCCUCUGUGUGCACUAUAAGAAGAGAUUCAUGUCCACAGCAUUCUCUAACGGAGUAUUUCUGGGAGUUGGCGUCACGACCCUCCUUUUCUUGGGCUUCAUCUCGAUCAUCGUGAAGACUCUGAGGAAAAAAGGGACCCAGGCAGAGACUCCGACCCAGGCAGAGACGCCGACCCAGGCAGAGACGUGGCGACCCAAGGUCUCGCGGAGGAGCACGAUCCUGGAUUACAUCAACGUGGUCCCCAACGCAGGUGCCCUGGCUCGGAAUCGGAAGGCCACACCAAGCAGUCCUUCUUGGCCCCCUCCUCCAGAUGCUCACUCCCCAAAACCCAAGAAGAACCAGAAGGAGCUACAUUUUGUUAUCCACAGCAGUCCAGGACCCAAAUCAGCCACUCAAGCCCCAGAAUCAAAGAACAACCAAGAGGAGCUCCAUUAUGCUGCCUUCAGCUUCCCAGGCCUUAGACCAUGGGAGACCCAGGCGCCCAAGGAUACCGGCUCAGAGUACGCCGAGAUCAAGUUCCACUGA
Messenger RNA from Ceratotherium simum simum (southern white rhinoceros), 1981 nucleotides. NCBI's taxonomy places the organism in Eukaryota, Metazoa, Chordata, Mammalia, Perissodactyla, Rhinocerotidae. The record is from RefSeq and is a predicted model, not a curated record.